GAGAGGAUGCAGGUGGCGGAGACACAACCGGCUCGCAUCUCUACUAGACAGCCAAUCAGUGCGCAAGAGCUGUUCUGACCCCGCCCCCUGGGCCAGUCCUGCCAGAGUUGCUUUGUGUGAAGCAUGCAGGAGGCUGCUGUCCUCCUCCCUUUUGCUUUAAUGGCUGUCAAGAGACGCCGAAUAGAGGGAGAGCAGCUAGAAAGGGGCUCCGUUUGAUUCAGAAAUCAGCGGAAAAGAAAACACUGCACACACCAUGAUGCCAGGACAUGCUAGAAACCCACACAGUGUUCAGGUCAGGAAUACUCAUGAGCUUUACUAUCUGAGGACCCAGCAAGCACAGGAGAAGAUGGAGCGAUCGGAGAAGAGGUUGAAGCAACGAUUACGCGUGUGCGUGGCCACCUGUAACAGAGCGGACUACUCUAAACUCGCACCCAUCAUGUUCGGCAUCAAGUCUCAGCCUGAAAUUUUUGACCUGGAGGUGGUGGUGCUGGGGUCACAUCUCAUUGACGAUUACGGAAACACGUUCCGUAUGAUUGAGCAGGAUGAGUUUGAUAUUCGCUCUAAGUUGCACACCAUUGUUCGUGGUGAGGAUGAAGCUGCUAUGGUGGAGUCUGUGGGUCUCGCGCUUGUGAAGCUUCCCGACGUCCUCCAGCGUCUCGCUCCUGACAUUCUGCUCGUUCAUGGCGACCGUUUCGACGCGCUGGCCUUGGCGACAGCAGCGGCUCUAAUGAACAUUCGCAUUUUGCACCUGGAAGGUGGAGAAGUGAGCGGAACCAUUGAUGAUUCCAUUCGUCACUCCAUCUCCAAACUGGCACACUACCAUGCCGUCUGCACGCGCUCGGCCGAGAGACACCUCAUCUCUAUGUGCGAAGACCAUUCUCACAUUUUAUUGGCUGGCUGCCCGUCUUACGACAAGCUGCUUUCCGCCCACCAACGAGAUGAUUAUACUGAUAUCAUCAAGACUUGGAUUGGGGAUGAUGUGAAAGAACAGAACUAUAUUGUAGCUCUGCAGCAUCCUGUUACCACAGACAUCCAGAAUUCCAUUAAGAUCUAUGAGUUAAUGCUGGACGCUCUCAUCUCCUUCAACAAGAGAACUCUCAUUCUCUUCCCGAAUAUUGAUGCAGGCAGUAAGGAGAUGGUUCGUGUGAUGAGGCGGAAGGGAAUUGAGCAGCAUCCGAACUUCUGUGCGGUGAAGCAUGUUCCGUUCGAUCAGUUCAUCCAGCUGGUGGCACAUGCCGGCUGCAUGAUCGGGAACAGCAGUUGUGGAGUUCGUGAGGCUGGAGCGUUCGGAACACCUGUCAUUAACCUGGGGACUCGCCAGACGGGUCGAGAAACAGGAGAAAAUGUUCUACAUGUGCGAGAUGCAGACACACAUAAUAAAAUAUACCAUGCCCUGGAGCUGCAGUUUGGAAAACGCUACCCCUGCUCCAAGAUCUACGGUGACGGAAAUGCGGUCCAACGCAUCUUGAAGUUCAUGCAGUUCAUUAACCUUUCUGAGCCACUACAGAAAAAGUUCUGUUUCCCAGCAGUGAAGGAGUGCAUCUCUCAAGAUAUCGACCACAUUCUGGAGACACAGAGUGCACUUGCUGUUGACCUGGGAGGAACCAACCUGCGUGUCGCCAUUGUCUGUAUGAAGGGUAAAGUAGUUAAUAAAUAUACCCAGUUGAAUCCAAAGACGUUUGAGGAGAGGAUAGAACUGAUACUGACCAUGUGCAAACAGGCCAUGGCUGACGCCAUUCACCUCAACUGCAGAAUCCUGGGUGUCGGUGUGAGCACAGGGGGGCGUGUAAACCCACAAGAUGGGAUAGUCCUCCACUCCACCAAGCUAAUAAAUGAGUGGAGUUCGGUGGACAUCCGUACACCCAUUUCUAGCGCCCUUCAUCUUCCUGUGUGGGUCGAUAAUGAUGGCAACUGCGCCGCCCUUGCUGAGAGGAAGUUUGGCCACGGGAAAGGCGUAGAGAACUUUGUCACCAUUAUCACUGGAACCGGAAUUGGAGGUGGUAUAAUCCAGCAUAAUGAACUGAUCCAUGGCAGCACAUUUUGUGCGGCAGAAUUGGGACACAUUGUGGUCUCAUUGGAAGGACCAGAGUGCAUGUGUGGCAGCCACGGCUGCAUAGAGGCCUACUCGUCAGGAAGUGUUCCCUCGAAAGAGGCCAAGCUGGGCCCCGAGGCACGAACAACUCCAGUUCCCAUUAAUGCCAGUGCUAAUGUCAGCGAAGCCCCUAAGGUAGUGAACCGCCAGCAAAGAGUUGUGCAUAACAAAUGUUACCAAGUUAAAGUAAAACAUUGUAAUUACGUGUUUCUUUCAUGUUUGAUGACAGAGGACUUGCUGUUGGUUGAAGGAAUGACUGUGAAUAACAAAGAACAGGUGAACGCUAUUCAUCUCAUCAACGCUGCUCGCCUUGGCAACUCCAAAGCUGAGAGCAUACUCCACACAGCGGGAACUGCCCUGGGUUUGGGGAUUGUGAACAUCCUGCACAUGAUCAACCCGUCUCUGGUCAUCCUGUCUGGUGUCCUGUCAGAGCACUAUGAGAAUCCAGUUCGUCAGGUGAUCAGUCAGCGAGCUCUCCUCUCGGCGCAGGGGACCAAAGUCAUGGUGUCUGAGCUGGAGGAUCCUGCGCUGCUGGGUGCCGCCAGCAUGGUACUGGACUACACCACCCGCCGCACUUACUGAAAGAGCUCGAAAACCAGGAACCAGUCAUUUACAGACUCAAAGACCAAGGGCCAAUCAUGUGCUAUGUCCUUGUUAGGAUCAUAGUGGCUUUUAAGCUUGACCUUAAAAACUUUUAUUUGUCUAGUUUUUACUUUAGUCACAUAUAGGUGCUAUAUUAUUUGGGAUCAAUUGCCUAUUGUAAGGUGUGUAAUUUUGAGGAAUGGUUUAAGUAUAUGAAGGAUGGUUUUAUUUAAUAUUUGUACACUGAAACUAAGGGGUAUUUGUUGCAGAGAGGCCGCUAUAAAAAACUGCUGUGGUUUAAUCACCAGUUCUGUCUGUUUUGCUUUCUGUUUGGAUUUUUCAUGGAGACAGUCACAUUGUCCUUUGCACCUUACGCUGAUCUGUUGCCAAGCCUUUAUUGUGUUUUCAGCACCGUAUGCUUAGGUUUAUCGAUUCACCCAGCCUGUAUGAAUGAAUCAAUAAACUGGACAAAUGUUUGUCCAGUAUGUCUACUCUAAUUUAAUAUUUAAUGUCACAGAUAUGUACAUUAAAAAUGAUUAAACACAAAAUGUACUUUUAUU
Sinocyclocheilus rhinocerous is the source of this 3234-nucleotide messenger RNA. Its product is annotated as bifunctional UDP-N-acetylglucosamine 2-epimerase/N-acetylmannosamine kinase-like. Gene Ontology annotation, molecular function: hydrolase activity, hydrolyzing O-glycosyl compounds; N-acylmannosamine kinase activity; UDP-N-acetylglucosamine 2-epimerase activity. The coding region runs from base 254 to 2674 and encodes 806 amino acids. The transcript is spliced from 14 exons. Gene Ontology annotation, biological process: UDP-N-acetylglucosamine metabolic process. Lineage: Eukaryota; Metazoa; Chordata; Actinopteri; Cypriniformes; Cyprinidae. The record is from RefSeq and is a predicted model, not a curated record.